Messenger RNA from Pteropus alecto (black flying fox), 1000 nucleotides. It is a transcript of the gene PQBP1, whose product is annotated as polyglutamine binding protein 1. The record is from RefSeq and is a predicted model, not a curated record. The transcript has 7 exons. Gene Ontology annotation, molecular function: ribonucleoprotein complex binding; protein binding. The coding region runs from base 169 to 969 and encodes 266 amino acids. Gene Ontology annotation, cellular component: cytoplasm; nuclear body. Lineage: Eukaryota; Metazoa; Chordata; Mammalia; Chiroptera; Pteropodidae. Gene Ontology annotation, biological process: alternative mRNA splicing, via spliceosome.
CCGCAGCCUGACCGUCGCCUAGUUCGUUUCGGGGAGAGAAGAUUAUUCUGUGCUUUGCAAGAAGAGAGACGUGUGGUUCUGGUGAUCCUAACGGCGAGGACCGCGAGGCGGCCUGGUUAACAGCCUUCCACUACUCGCGUGACUGUAUUGGUCUGUCUGCUACUCGGUAUGCCGCUGCCCGUUGCGCUUCAGACUCGCUUGGCCAAGAGAGGCAUCCUCAAACAUCUGGAGCCCGAGCCAGAGGAAGAGAUCAUUGCUGAGGACUAUGACGAUGAUCCUGUGGAUUAUGAGGCCACCCGGAUGGAGGGCCUGCCACCAAGCUGGUACAAGGUCUUCGACCCUUCCUGCAGCGGGCUUCCUUAUUACUGGAAUGUGGACACAGACCUCGUGUCCUGGCUCUCCCCACAUGACCCCAACUCCGUCGUUACCAAAUCUUCCAAGAAGCUCAGGAGCAAUAAUACAGAUGCUGAGGAGAAGUUGGACCGGAGCCAUGAGAAAUUGGAACGGAGCCAUGAGAAGUUGGACAGGAGCCAUGAGAAGUUGGACCGGGGUCACGAGAAGUCAGACCGGGGCCAUGAGAAGUCUGACAGAGACCGAGAGCGUGGCUAUGACAAGGUGGACAGAGAGAGAGAGCGGGACAGGGAUCGAGACCGGGACCGCGGGUAUGACAAGGCGGACCGGGAGGAGGGAAAAGAACGGCGCCACCAUCGCCGGGAGGAGCUGUCUCCCUACCCCAAGAGCAAGAAGGUUGCAAGCCGGAAGGAUGAAGAGUUAGACCCUAUGGACCCCAGCUCAUACUCAGAUGCACCCCGGGGCACAUGGUCAACAGGACUCCCCAAGCGGAAUGAGGCCAAGACGGGUGCAGACACGACAGCUGCCGGGCCCCUCUUCCAGCAGCGCCCCUACCCAUCCCCAGGGGCUGUACUCCGGGCCAAUGCCGAGGCCUCCCGAACUAAGCAACAGGACUGAACCCUUAAUAAAAGCUUUUCAGUGGAUCAUA